GGGAAGUCGCAAGAUGGCCGACGUCGCAUGAAAGUAUCUUCCUCUCCUCAACAUGAAGUCGUGAGUGAGACAGAGAGCGAGGGCGACAACGUCGGGGUUUUGUUUUUGUUUUAUUUUAGUUGUUUUACUUUAUUUUCCCUUAGAUAUUCAUCUCAUUCCGAAUCGCGUCUGCCCCCGAUUUGUCUCGACUAGUUGACGCGUCAAUCACGCCGGGAUCUUGGCUAACUGGCGAAGUGCGCGAGCUAGUUUGUUAGCCUUAAACUGUAGCUCUUAUAACGGUUAUCCAGUGCAGGAGAAACAUACUGUAUUCACUAACAAUUAGAGUUAGUUUUAAUCACCCAGCGAGCAUGUUGGUUUGUUACUGUAUAGUCGGUGUUUAAUUUGCAUCUAGAUGGGUAGUAAAUAGGAUUAUAUUUCGAUGUUUCCAACAUUGUCGACAUAACUGUAGAGUGCGCGCCGUUAUCCUCCAUCGUUACAUUGUAGACCGUGGUCAUGUUUUUUCAUGGUGCAACACUGGAAUGAAUCAAAACAAAUAGUAGGUUGUUCGGAUAAUAAUACUAGUGUACCACUGGAACACAGUGAGGAAUGGACACACGACCAAAUGUAAAAAAAUAACCACAUGUAUUUGUAAUAUUACAAGGGGGUUGGUUGACAGUUGCAUUUGUCUGUUAAUUUACCAGACGCAACAAAUUGUAGACAUUUCAUGUUAUUAGUUAUUGAACUGUAACAGGCCAGAUCUUCUUCACGGACUCUGAUUGAAGGUAUAACCUAGAAAUCAACUUCUAAAUAAGGUUCACACUUCUCACGCUUUUAGACAGCUGUAAAGACAGGUCAAAACAUGGGGGUUCAAGGGUUUCAAGAGUAUUUGGAGAAACGCUGCCCCGGGGCGGCCGUUCCAGUAGACCUUCUCAAGCUCGCGCGAACAGUAGGCCGUCAGCCCCCACAUCACCACCACCACUAUCCCCAUCAUCCAAGCUCGCUGCCUCCGCCUCCUCCGCCAGCUCGCAUUCUCGUUGACGCAGACUCUGGCCUUCAGCGGCUCUACGGGGGCUACCAGACCGACUGGGUGUGUGGAGGCGAGUGGAACGCUAUGCUCGGCUAUUUGGCGGCUCUCUCCCAGGCCUGUUUGUAUCAGGGCGGACUGGAGCUGGUGGUGGUUUUUAACGGCACACUUGGGAAGGAUCGCUGGCCGGAGUGGGCGCGCCGGGCACAGGGGCAGCGGCAGACAGCACAGCUCAUCGUCAACCACGUCGGCAGCAAGGCCACGCCCCCUCCGCGAGCCUGGUUCCUGCCCCCGGCCUGCCUGAGCCACUGUGUCCGCCUCGCCAUGUUCCGAUUCCGCGUGCGGGUGGUGCAGACCCUUGAGGACCAUCAUCAAGAGGUGCUAUCCUUGUACAGAGACUGUGGCUUUCAGGGUCUGAUUGCACAGGACUCAGAGUUUGCGCUAUGCAAUGUCCCAGCCUAUUUCAGCUCCCAUGCCCUCAAGCUCUCCUGGAAUGGCAAGAAUCUGACCACUCACCAGUACCUGCUCUCAGAGGCUGCUCGCCAGCUCGGCCUCAAGACCCAGCACCUACCCAUCUUUGCUACUCUUCUUGGUAACCACAUUCUUCCAGAUGAAGACUUGGCUGCCUUUCAUUGGAGUCUGUUAGGCCCAGAACACCCACUUGCUUCCCUCAAGGUAAGGGCACAUCAGUUAGUCCUCCCUCCCUGUGAGGUUGUUAUCAAGGCUGUAUCAGAGUAUGUGGCAUCAAUCAAAGAUCUUGGAAAUUUGGAUUUGGUGGCCAAGGAUGUUUUCAAGCAGUCACAGUCUCUAACUGAAGAUAAAUUUGAGAGGUUCAAGAAGGCAGUGGAGUAUUUUUCAGCAGCCAGUAAACCAAGACCUCUCUCCAUGGGACCUUCUCCUUACCUCUUUCCAGGGUUUGGACCUGGUCAGUUCAGCGGAUCUCCAUGCCACAUGGGGGCAAUGCAGCCUGGUAAAGCUCAGUUUGGUCCACCCCAGGUGUCAGGUGUUAAGGUGCCUUAUCCCGGUGGGCUCUAUGGACCCAGCCCUGCCACUGGUCCUGCUCUUUUAUGCCAGAACCCCACUCAGCCUCUGCAGGACUGUAACGAUUCACUAGUUGGAAAAAUGGGCUUUGCUGAUUGGUCUGCUCCAUAUGAUUCCUCUCAAGGUGGCAGCCGACAGCCCAAUCAUCACACAGCUGCUCCCACAGGCCCUUCCCCCUCAUCAUCGUCGUCUUCAGAUGGGGAGGAGCAAAAUGACACCAGCACUAAUCAUUUGGCUGACAAAUCUUCAAGAUGGGAAGAUCCCGGUGGACGGGGAGGGGGUGCCUCUGGGGACGGCCACCAUGGUAAUGGAAGUGGGCCGGCCAUCCCAUCACUGCUGUCCAUGCCAACACGUAGUCACAUGGACAUCACAACUCCACCCCUUCCACAGGUCAGUGCUGAGGUGCUGAGAGUGGCAGAGCACAGACACAAGAGAGGACUCAUGUAUCCACAGAUCUACCACAUCCUGACCAAGGGGGAGAUGAAGAUGCCAGUGUGUAUAGAGGACGAGUGCAACCCCGACCUGCCUCCUGCUUCUCUACUUUUCCGUUCUGCCCGCCAGUAUGCCUACGGAGUGCUGUUCAGUUUGGCUGAGACCCAGCGAAGACUGGAGAGAUUGGCUAUGCGCAAGCGCAGUCCUGUUGACGUGCCCCCGGUCAUUGUAAAGGAGUGGUGUGCCAGUAAAGCUAAAUCUGCCCUGACCCCUGAGCUUGUUCCAGCUUUGUGUUUUCGCGAGUGGACGUGUCCCAACCUGAGGCGUUUGUGGCUGGGUAGAGCUUCCGAGGACCGCAGCCGCCGCACUCGAGCCUUUCUGGCCUGCAUGCGUUCUGACUGCCCUGCCCUGCUCAACCCUGCCUGUGUGCCAUCUCACCUGCUGCUCAUGUGCUGCAUACUCAGGUAUAUGAUGCAGUGGCCGGGAGGCCGCAUUCUUCAGCGCCAUGAGCUUGAUGCCUUUUUGGCUCAAGCUGUGUCCAACCAGCUCUAUGAGCCUGACCAACUGCAGGAACUCAAGGUGGAGAAGGUGGAUAACCGUGGAGUGCAGCUGGCCUCUCUCUUCAUGAGUGGAGUGGAUACUGCCCUGUUUGUGAAUGAUGUAUGUGGACAGCCCCUGCCAUGGGACCACUGCUGCCCUUGGGGCUUUUUUGAUGGGAAGUUGUUCCAGAUCAAACUAGCUAAAGCCACCAGAGACAGAGCAUCUUUACUUGACAUGUGUGAAGGCCAGGAGGAGCUGGUUUCUAGAGUGGAGAAGAUGCGCCAGGCCAUUCUAGAAGGCAUCAACCUCUCCCGACCUCCUCCCCCACCGCCACCACUGCCACCCCCUGCAUACCUCCCCCCUACCAUGGUGCCCCCUUUCUACCCCAUGCACCCUAUGUACCCUCCUCGUCCACUGGGCUCCAUGCCACCUCAUCCUCACCAGCACCGGCCCAGGGCCUUCCCAGGAAUCCAGUCUAUACCUCCCCAGGGUGGCAAGCUGGAAAUAGCAGGCAUGGUAGUUGGUCAGUGGGCUGGGAACAAACCAGUUCGAGGCAGAGGGGGUUUCAACAUGCAGGUGGUGUCAGUAGGAGGGAAAGGAAGGGGUAAAGAAGUGAUUUUGAAAGGAAGGGGAGGGAAGAAAGUGACCACCAAUAGAACACAGACUCUGUCCACAUCACCUCCCUCCACCAGCCCCCCAAAGCUCACUGAAGAUCCUAAAGUAGUGGGGCGGCCCGCUGGACCCACAGAGGGAACAGUGACUGUGUCGCAGCAGUUGAAUGGCAGCUCUUCAGGUCUGGUCACUGGUCAAGCCCUUGACCUGCCACCACUGGCCCAGCCAAUCCAGUGUGCCUUAGCCAGCAGAGACAACCAGUCAGGAGAUGGGGUGGAGGUAGAGGCCACUUGUUGCCUUGACGACUGCCCAUCAGAUGGUGCACUACAGAAAGAGGAGUAAUUACAUCCCAUAAUGUAAUAAGAAUGAGAGAGUGAGAGGGAAUGAUCUAAGUUCGACUGCCUUUUCCUUGCAAAAUGUAAUAUUUAGGGCACAGUAGCCACUUUGUGUUGUCAUGAUAUAAUUUAUGAUGCUACACAUGGACAGGGACAGGAAUGCGGUCUAUAUAUCACCUUAAUAGCCGGUUCUGGUUUAAAACUGAGCAAGUUUAAAUCACAACCUUCGAUUUCACAUCGCCCUGAAUCUUCAGAUUCUGGACCUCAUCCUUUCCACUGGCCCAUCAGUGUUGUAGCAUUGUUAAUAGCUUUCAAGUCAUUUUAUUUUGAGACCUUUUUGUCAGUGGUGAACUUAUAUGUAUGAUUGCCUAAAAUGGCUACAAAAGGCCCUUAUUGCCCAAAGCGUAUUUUAAAAUUUAGCUGUUUAAAACACUUGCAUCGUGUCAAGUAGCACAGCAACAUCUUACUCUAAAGUUUCCGCCACACAGCAUAGAAAUGCACUACUUUAACUGUUGCUGUUUAUGCAGUGCACCAUUGUGGAGGAUUCAAAGACAACACUGCCCUAAAUACAGUAGAUGAGUGGAAACUGAUGGAAAACACGGGUUGUAUUUGUAUGUCAUAGUGUGCAUUAACACACAUGGUAGUCCCUUCUUUUUUGGCCAUUAUCGUAGGGUGAAGUGCAUGUGGAGAAGUUGCCAUUGUGUUCAGGCUCAGAAAGAGUUUAAAGAGAAGUGCUGAGAGGCGUGUAUGAGUGAGGAUGAACGGGAGGAAUUAAAGAGUCCAAGAGAGUCGUUCAGAUUGCACUCUACAUCGCAUAGCUUGCUCCACUUUGUUGCUUUUUCUCACACGUAGACUUGUGACAAUCUUGUCAGCUUCUUUUGAGCCCACGCCCCCUUUAGGAUGAGCAGAUAGCAGUACAACUCAAACCUACAGCUACUGAAAUAGUUAUAAAUGUAAUUUUUAAAGCACCUUAUGUCCCAGGUUAUAUCGAUAUGCAAGCCCCUCAGGAAGAAAUGCCCUUGAAAAUUGAUUUUAUUCUAACAUAAUGCACUUGUUUAUAAGAAUAAGAUACCCAUAAUUUGGUUAAUUUCCUACUAAUGAGCUGGUUGAUAGCCCAGAAGACCUUCAUUCCUAGACAGUUAAACUGUCUAUGUAAGCUUUUACCUUGCGUGUUGUUUACCAGUAUGGCGUACAAAUUAGCACCAACCCGUUUGAAUGUGAGAACGGAGUGCGUAGUAAUCUGCACUUUGUUUUAAAACUAAUGAAACACACUGGGUUUGUCCUCGUACCAGGAUAAAGAAACAUUGAGGCCUCUGCCAGAGUCAGAGAGAAUAUAAAACGGUGUGUUCAGAUGGAACCCUGAUACUGUUUGACAUCCCAGAUGUUUGUAUAUACACCCAAAUGUACAUGAUGUUAGGGGAAUGAUUUUAUCAGUGGUCGAGAAUGCACACAGUCCUUAGACAAACUUAAACACCUCUCAGCUUCACAACGAUUUUAAACGUUUAAUUUUGUUUUUAUUUUUAGCAGUUCAGCUUUUCCCACACACUGGUCGUUCACAUCUCCUCUGUGCCUUGUGCACGUAUACCAUGUGGAUGGUGUUUUGUGCAUGUGCAUUCUCCCACCAUAGCUAAAAUCAUUAAAAUUUUGUAGCACUCAAAAUAAUUCAAAGUAAUUAUUGAACGAAACUUAGGAUCACUUUACAUUGUGACAAAACAUCUGUGCUUCUCCAGACCGUUUUUGACAAUAAUCUGUCUGUCUUGUCUUGUUUUUGUGACAGUCCUAUGAACUCAUGCACUUCUUUUUCAGAGAGCACUUCUAUUUAGGCAAAUGGGCUUUAUAAAAUUGAAACAAUCUAAAGAUUAAAGCCCCAUUUGCCAUUAUAUUGACGGUUUCACAUCAGAUGGCUAGGAUAUAAUUUUACUUAAGUGUUAAUGUUUUAAAUCCAUUUUAAAAACAUUUAAAUACAUGUUUUGAACUGAUGAUUCAUUGGUUGUAAUGAAUGAGAAUUUAAAUUUAAAUGUAAGAAUAACUUAUACACUUGAGAGCCUAUUUCAUUUAAUCAUCAUAGUUUAAAAUCUGUACAAUUGACAAUGUCAAAAUGACAUCAGCUUUCUAUGAAGUCAUAAGAUGCACCUUAUUUUAUUAAGAUAAGAAGUUGAUAAAUAUUAUAUUUAGGGCCACUAAAAGUAUAUCAAGUAAGACUUUGAAAGACACCCAUUAUAGUGAAGUCUGUAUGUAUAUUCUGCAAAUGGUCACUCUUGAGGAGUCCAGACAGUUAGCCAUCAACAUGCAAACAAAUGGCAUUCAAAGGCCUUCAGAAAUCUCACAGUGACCCGAAGCAUGCAUUUUGAAUGUGUUUACUACAGAUAAGUAGUGACACAUAAUGAAUUUAAAAUUCAUGAUAUUUCCCAAAGGACAGUGAGAUAUCAGAAUUACUGGAUAUACUGGACAGACUUUUAACAAAGAAUAAAUAAGUAAUCUUGACAGUACCAUGACAGGUAGUAUUCUUGAACUAAUAAGGUACACUGUCAUGCAUGCUAGAGCAUUUUAAAACUCAACCUUAGGUUGUCACAUUUUAUUAUGAGUCAAGUACAGUAGUGCUAGUUUUCAAGAGGAUCUCCAGCAUGUUAUAGUGCAUACAGAGACGUACCAUUUAAUGUACACACAACGCUGAAAUUUCAGUUGCCGCUGAAAACUAUAGAUCCUUUUAAAAACAUUAAAUUUUGUUUCCAUCUGUGAUAAAAGCAGUUUCAGUUAGUUUUUAUUUUCAGUGUGUUGUCAUAAAAUAUCAGUAACUCAUUCACAUUUAGUACAAGUGUAGUUUAAGAAUGGAACAGCAUAAACCGAAAUAUACAGACAUACCAAAUAAAGAUAAUCGAUAAUCUCUCACACUCACAAUACCUUUGAAAUACCUGUAGAGAUCAGGGCUGCAUAUCCCAAAAGCAUCGCAAGCUUAAGUUAAUCAUAGAGACUAUUGGUGCUUAAGUUGAUCGUAGAGACCAUUGGCGCCAACGGUCAUUUUAAGCUUGCAAUUCUUUUGGGAAACACAGCCCAGGUCAGUUAGUAUGAGGGAGAAAAUAAUAGUAAAACGUCUGCAUACUCCAACUAUGUAUCGUCCAGAGUGUUGUUAAUUUCUCAUAUAAUUAUUUGAAGACUUAACUAGCAAUUUCAGACGCUUGGUUCCAAAGUUACCCUCUCCAAAGCUUCUUUGCUUUGCUCUGUUCUAGAUCGCUGCUUAAACUCUCAUACUUUCAUCAUUUAUGGAGACGUGUGAGGGUGAAAUAUAGACUCAAAUCAGAUAUAUAAAUAUAUAUAUAUAUAUAUAUACUCAAGAAUGAUAUUUUAAUUAUAUCAGAGGGAUGCACUGGAGAUUGGUUGGUCUAGCCAUUGUCUUAUAAUGGCACCAUUUUGCUCCAGAUGUUGGCCCAAGUCUUGAUAAAACCAACCUGAUAACAUACACCCCCCCCUUUUGUUUCACAUGGGCCACAGACAUUCAUUAUCACAAAAGGUUCAAAUGUGCAAGCAUUUGUCUUUUCUAUAUCCAUAGUUUGCCCGGAUGGCGACGUCUCCCUCUUCUUAACUCUUCUGUUUUUCUUGCCUUUGUUAACCAUGCAACGACUCUCUGUACCUCUUCAUACUAACAGUGAGAGAAUUUAACUUUUAUAAUUAGUCUAAUAAUCUGUCUGUAAAGUAAUCUUAGACAAAAGUUGGUAACAUUUUCAACAGUGAACAAAGAAACCUAACCUUACCAUCUUUAGUUUCAAUCAGUUGUGAAAUUGUGUUUUUUCGUACUUUUUUAAUGUUAUUACAACUACUACUCCUUUGACCGUUGCUACAUUUAGUAUUAAAAUUUGCUUAGCGGAGCUAGAUAUUUUUUAACUGUAAUGAUUGCAAUUUUCCUCACCUCUAUUUUGUAUGGUAUUGUUUAUACCACUUCACCAUUAUGAUGUAAUUGCCGCUUACAAAAAUAACCCUUUAGGGGUUUUUUUUAAUUAUUGAUCUGGCUAUUUAAAAUUCAAAAGCUGAGUAAGUCUUGUUACACAAAACAGACUAAUUUUCUUUGGAUUAAUUUUCAACCAAAAUAAAAUACUGUAAAAUAUUAUAUACAGUUACAUGUUUUCAGCAAUUAAGAUAUAAGAAUACUUAAAGGGUUGAUAAUCAGAUACUAAAAUGAAGAAAAUGUGUUGUUUACAUCUUUUUGGUGAACAGUGGCUAAAUCUUGUAUCGUCCAGUUUCAUAGCUACAAUGAAGAUAUUUUUUUCCUCAAGUGGAGCCUUGGACACAGCUCUUGAUACAGAUUAACCCUAGAACACUUCAUCAGCACUCAUGCACAUGUAUUGUCCCUUUGAAAAAUGUAGCUUCAGUGUCAUGGAUAGGUUAAGUGUUAACAUACUGUAACCAUGCACACAUACAAAAACGCUAUUUUGGUAAAGAGUUUUACCUGUGCAUUCCUGUAGUUUUGUGUUGGGACCUCAGACCUGACUCUUGCUUUAAACCUGUUACCCCUGUAUCCUGGCUCUGUAGCCCUUCACUCCACAGGACCACAUGUAUUCUCUUUACUGGUGUUGCCAGGUUUCAAUCCUUGUCUGAUAACAGCAAUGUGUUGUGUACAGUAGCCCACUGAUGUCCUACACUUUCUGGAAGAACCCUUUAUAUAUUGUUACCAUUGCUUUAUAGCAUGUGGCCCCCCAUAGCACCAAGACUGUCAAGUCUAGACCCAUCCAUUUGUAGGCAACACAUUCUGUCGUCUGUUCUUGGAAAACUGAUUCAUUCAUCAACAACACAAAUGCAUUGAUGCAUGCAUCAAGAUCUCCAAAAGCUCCAAACAACUUGUGAAGUGAAGGGUAAAGUUCAUUAUUAUUAUUGCUGUUAUGGUUAUGAUCGUUAUUAACAAUUUCUCAGUUUUAGUAUAAAGCACCUGAUUGUUUUGAAAAGAAUUUUUUUUCUUUUUAAUUUGU
Molecule: messenger RNA, 8921 nt
Organism: Myxocyprinus asiaticus (Chinese sucker)
Lineage: Eukaryota; Metazoa; Chordata; Actinopteri; Cypriniformes; Catostomidae
Product: constitutive coactivator of PPAR-gamma-like protein 2
Exons: 16
Coding region: 839-3970 (1043 amino acids)
Cellular component (GO): nucleus
Source: RefSeq, a predicted model, not a curated record